Rhincodon typus (whale shark) is the source of this 3181-nucleotide messenger RNA. Its product is annotated as integrin beta-2-like. Lineage: Eukaryota; Metazoa; Chordata; Chondrichthyes; Orectolobiformes; Rhincodontidae. The transcript is spliced from 14 exons. Gene Ontology annotation, cellular component: focal adhesion; cell surface; integrin complex. The record is from RefSeq and is a predicted model, not a curated record. Gene Ontology annotation, biological process: cell migration; cell adhesion mediated by integrin; integrin-mediated signaling pathway. Gene Ontology annotation, molecular function: amyloid-beta binding; integrin binding. Bases 154 to 2256 code for a protein of 700 amino acids.
ACCUGCAAUUCCGCAGGAUCAACUUGCCAGGAAUGCAUCAAUUUAGGACCCGGUUGCGCCUGGUGUAAGGCACUGAAUUUCACAAAGGCUGGAGAGCCAAAUUCUGCAAGGUGUGAUUCUGUGAAAUCCCUUGAGAAGAGAGGUUGCCAAAAAAUGGAAAUUAUCAACCCACAAAACGACAUGGAAUUUCAAAUGAACAAACCACUUGUUAAUUCUGCAACUAAUGUGAUACAGAUAAAACCACAGAAAGUUAAACUCUUUCUUCGACGAGGCAGUCCACAGAAAAUCGAAGUGAAGUUUAAGCGUGCUGAAGGUUACCCUGUGGACUUAUACUACCUCAUGGACCUGUCCUACUCCAUGAAAGAUGAUCUGGAGAAUGUGAAGAGCCUGGGAGGAAAGCUUCUGGAAGCACUGACGAGUAUCACAAAGUCCAGCAAAAUUGGAUUUGGUUCCUUUGUGGACAAGACAGUCCUACCAUUUGUCAAUACGCAUCCGGAGAAGAUGAAAAAUCCAUGUCCUACUAAAACUGAGGCGUGUCAGCGUCCCUUUAAUUUUCGGCAUGUCCUGAAGUUAACAAAUGAUUCAAAUGUAUUCACUUCUGAAGUUGGGAAGCAAUCUAUUUCAGGAAACCUGGAUCCACCAGAGGCCGGACUGGAUGCCAUGAUGCAGGCAGCAGUGUGUGUGGACCAGAUAGGAUGGCGCAACGUCACACGCCUUCUUGUAUACACUUCAGAUGAUGGAUUUCAUUUUGCCGGAGAUGGGAAACUUGGAGCAAUUCUGACCCCUAAUGAUGGCAAAUGUCAUCUUGACAGUGAUGGCUUUUAUGCAGAUAACACUAAAUACGACUAUCCCUCUGUUGCCGAGUUAGCUUUGAAGUUGGCUGAAAAUAACAUUCAACCCAUUUUUGCAGUCACGGGAAAAAUAAUGCCAGUAUACCGGGAGCUGAGUGAAAUGAUUCCAAAAUCUGCAGUAGGUGAACUGAACGCGGAUUCCAGUAAUGUGGUUCAGCUGAUAACAGCUGCCUAUAAUAAUCUAUCUUCCACAGUGAUAUUAGCACACAAAACCCUGCCAGAUGGAGUCCACAUCUCUUAUACAUCACAUUGUAGUGAUGGAGAUAUCACGAGUGAAAAAGAGGGAACUUGUUCAAAUGUGAAGAUUAAUAAGGAGAUAAGUUUCACAAUUACAGUUACUGCACACAAAUGCCUGACCAAUAAACAGUCCUUCGAGAUUCGACCUUUGGGCUUCACUGAGAAGUUGGAAAUUUCACUGCAAAUGCGGUGCAACUGUAAAUGUGACGACAAACCUGACUUGUCUGUUUAUUGCAACAAUAAGGGUCAAAUCAAGUGUGGUGUAUGCAGCUGCACAGAAGAUCGAAUUGGCAAGUUCUGUGAGUGUGAUCCUGGUCAGCGUUCCACUCAAGAUCUGGAUGCAGCUUGCCGUAAGGACAACUCCUCAGCAACCUGCAGUAACCAGGGAGACUGUGUAUGUGGUGCUUGUAUUUGCCAUACUAACCCCAAUAAGAAAAUAUAUGGCCAGUACUGUCAGUGUGAUGACCAGAACUGUGAGCGAAACCUGGGUAAACUGUGUGCUGGUCAUGGUCAAUGUGAUUGUGGUAAAUGUCUCUGUGACAAAGGCUUUGGAGGAACUGCGUGCGAGUGUGCAAAUGCUGAUGAGCAAUGCAAGGAGACCAGAAACAGUACUACUUGCAGUGGAAGAGGAAAUUGCACAUGUAACCAGUGUAAAUGUAUUGCCGGUUAUCAGCCCCUAUUCUGCAAAGAAUGCCCUGGCUGUCCAUCUCCAUGCCCCACCUAUGUACAUUGCAUUGAGUGUCUUGGAUUUUCGAGUGGCCCAUUCAAGGAAAACUGCUCUUUUGCAUGUGUCAAUAUAAAACAUGAGUUAAAGGAAGAACUGGAAGAAGAGAAUGCAUGUAAAGAGAAAGACUCCAAGAACUGCUGGAUGAAUUUUGUGAUGAAGGAGUUAGAUGGGGUUUCACAGUAUCAUGUGCUUAUCAAGAAGCAAACAGAAUGUCCUAAGCCUCCAAAUGUCAUUGCUAUUGUUGCUGGUGGAGUGGUUGGUGUGCUUUUGAUUGGAUUGGCAAUUCUCCUAAUCUGGAAACUGGUGACUGAACUCUACGACAGAAGAGAAUAUAAAAAAUUUGAAAAGGAGCGAGCAAAAUCAAAGUGGAAUGAAGCUGACAAUCCAUUGUUUCAGAAGGCAACCACCACUGUUUAUAAUCCCAACUUCAAUGAAGACUGAAGAUUUGAAUGGAGCAAAAAAUGAUUUCAUGUGUUUUGCAUCAACAAAGUCUGUGUUUUUAAAGAAUGAACUUUCCUCUUUAUUUUAUAUACUCUUUGUGAACUAUGAAGGUAAUUUGUUUAUACUUCAUAACUCAGCAGAAGAGGCAAUGAGAAGGAGUUUCAACCCUCAAACUUUCCCAGGUUCUCCACUCUAAUCUUCCUCUCACAAUUCCUGGCCUCCCUUAUCUUCCUUUGGCCUUUCUUCAGGAUGGUGCUGAUGGCCCACUUGCCUGCUAGGUCGCCAGUCUCUCAACCUUGCUGGCUGUGGCCAAGAAAUGAAGAUGGAAAGUAAUUAUCAGAUUAUACAUUAAUUUCAGAAGGACCUUUAGGAAAUGUGUUCUUCUGUUGAUUGCAAAUCUCUAACCAGGAACCCUUCUGCAUUUUCCUGCCACCAUAUGAAUAUCCAACCCAAUAAAUCUGAAUAGUAAAUGAAAACUGUUCUUCUGAAGGUACACUGUAUGAGGGUUGGUUCAUAAUUGCCAUUUUCAGUCUGUAGUAACAGGCAAAAGUGAGGAUGACUAAUAGAAAAAAUAACUGGAGCAAAUUUCAAACAAUUAAAAUUACUAUUCAGUUUGAAACCUGGGUCACUACUAGAUUUUGAACGAUAACUAUUAAGGUUUGUGCCAAUACCAGACACACAGGUAUUGAUUACUGGUCAUUAAUUGUAAAUUGACAGCAUUUGUAUCAGUUGCUAAUGCCAAUGCAUGAGUAGCCAGUUUCAAAGCAUCAAUACCUGUCUCAAAUGCCAAUGCCAGCUUUCUGUUCCCUAUUUAGCUACUCGUGACUGAGUCAAGUGUGCAAGUAAUUGCUUGACAGCUUAUUUUGAACAUUCUCAUUGCAGUGUUUGAAACUAGAAAUUUUAUAAAAGUUUUAUUAUCUUCUCA